AUGUCUUCUCCCAAGGACACAGAAUACUGCUUUUCAUCAGUAAAUGAUUCCUGUAUAAAAAGUACAAGAACAACACUCACUCAUACUGUCUUGUACAUUUGUGUGAUAAGCUGUAUGUUAACUAUUUUAUGUGGAAAUUUAGUAGUAAUCAUUUCAAUUUCACACUUCAAACAGCUCCACAGUCCUACAAAUGUUCUGGUAUGUUCUUUGGCAGUUGUUGAUUUCCUCGUUGGGUUCCUUAUUAUACCAUAUAGCAUGAUACGAUCUAUUGAGUCCUGCUGGUAUUUUGGAAGUGAAUUCUGCAAAGUCCAUACUAGUUUUGACCUGAUGCUUUGCACCUCUUCUGUAUUUCACCUUGGCUUUAUUGCUAUUGAUCGAUACUAUGCAGUGUGUGAUGCAUUACGCUACUUUGCAAAAAUGACCUUCUCUACAGUGAUACUGUUUGUAAUAAUAAGCUGGAUAUGUCCAGCACUUGUUUCAUUUGGGGUUGUUCUGUCACAGAUAGGUUUACUUGGAACUGAUGAUUACUUUGCUUCAAACAAUUGCACUGGUCUAUGUAUAAUGUUAUUUAACAAAAUAUGGGUUGUGUUUAAUUGCACUUUAUUAUUCAUUGUUCCAGCCAUGGUAAUGGUCUGCAUUUAUAUUAAAAUUUUUGUUGUAGCAAAGAGGCAUGCUAGAGCUGUUGUGAACCAGAAUGACAGAUCAGGUAAGAGCAAACUGCACAUCUCACGUAAUAAAGAAAGUAAAGCAGCUAAAACUCUAAGUAUAGUAAUGGGGACAUUUAUUAUUUGCUGGCUUCCAACUAUUGUUUUAAAUAUACGUGAUUCUUUUCUGAAUUAUUCUACACCAGCAGUUUUACUUGAUGUGUCUGCAUGGCUUGCAUAUUUCAAUUCUGGUUUUAAUCCUAUAAUUUAUGGUUUCUUUUAUCCCUGGUUCCGGAAAUCACUUAAUAUAAUCUUAAGUGGUAAAAUAUUUAGUCCAAACUCUUCUGCAAUAAGAUUGUUUAUUGAAAACAAAUAA
Messenger RNA from Protopterus annectens (West African lungfish), 1020 nucleotides. Its product is annotated as trace amine-associated receptor 4-like. Gene Ontology annotation, cellular component: membrane. Gene Ontology annotation, molecular function: trace-amine receptor activity. NCBI's taxonomy places the organism in Eukaryota, Metazoa, Chordata, Ceratodontiformes, Protopteridae. The record is from RefSeq and is a predicted model, not a curated record. The transcript has a single exon. Gene Ontology annotation, biological process: G protein-coupled receptor signaling pathway. The coding region runs from base 1 to 1020 and encodes 339 amino acids.